UUUUUUUUUUUAAUUUUCUUUUCCUCUUUCUUUUUCUUUCCUGGAUUUUCAUCAGUUAAAACAAAGAAUAUAAUAAUCAACAAGGAUUCUUAUAUUCUCUUUCUUUUUUUCUUUUCUUCUUCCUUCUUUCCCCCUUUUUUUUUCUUUCAUACAAACUUUAAAAAAUUAUGGAUAACGAAGAGUUCAUGUUACAAUAUAUGAGCGUCAAUUUAAGUGAUGGUAGUUCUAAUGAACUUUUUGACAAGGAUAGUUUAUCUAAUCUUUUGCAACAACAAUACAAUCAAGCCUCUUCUUCUUCUUCUUCAUCAGGGCCUGUUCUGAAUAACUUACCUCCUUCUCCUACUUCCUCUAUCGAUUCUGCUCAUAGUCCUGACUUACACGUACUGGAUCCUCAAUUCCUUCAAAAUCUGUCAAACACCGCUCUAGUAGGUUCUCAAGAUAAUCUGGAUCAAUUUGUUCAAUUUGAGGAGGAGGAAGAGGAGGAAGAGGAAGAAGUGGAAAGAAAAGAGGAUGAAGAUGAACAAAACAGAGUUCAAGAAGGAGAAAGAGAAGGAGAAGAUGGAAAUGAUGAAGAAGAAGAUGGAAAAAGGCAAAAAGUUGAUAUGAUCCAGGAUUUGAAAAAGAAAUUGGAAAUGAAAAGGAAAAGCAAUAUCUCUAAAUCAAACAAGCCUAAUCGUACCUCACGUCAAAUUGAGUGUUAUAAUUGUCAUGUUACCAAAACUCCUUUAUGGCGUAGAACCCCUGAUCGUGCUCAUUCUCUCUGUAAUGCCUGUGGUCUCUAUUAUAAACAAUAUAAUAUGCAUAGACCUCUUCAUAUUCGUCAAAAGCAUCAGGCUAAUCAAAACAAUAAACACCAGAUUGAUCUUUUCCUAACCACUCAGGAAACUGAAGAGUCAAAAGCAAGUGGAGAAAAGGAAGAGGAACAAACAUCUUAUCAAGAAGGAAAGCGUUGUCAUCAAUGUUUUCAAACAAGUUCUUCAUGGUAUUCAAAUAGUAUGGGUCAAGACAUUUGUGGUGCUUGUAAAUUAUAUGAUCAUAUGCAACAACAGACUAUUACUACUACUACUUCACCUACUAUUGGUCAAAAGAGACCUUGUGACACUAUUUUGUUACAGGAUGAAGAUCAAAAAGCUCGUCAAAAACUUUGUUUAGAUCAAAAGCCUUUCCCUUCCUCCAUCGUUAUGCCUACUACUACUACUACUACUAAUAAUAAUAAUAAUACUACUACUACUAUUGCCUUUCCAUCUCUUCCUCCUACACCACCUUCUGAAGAUCAUACUAAUUAUCAAAAUGACGAUACAAGGUUUAGGUCAUUAAUUAGUCGUAUGUCUACUCAUCAAAUGCAAAGCUUUCUGAUUAUGUUGGAAAGAAGAUGUGCUAUUCUUCGUUCAAUUAUUUAUUCUGAUGAUACUUUAGAUUCAUAACUUUUUUUUUUCUGUACAAUUAAGAAAAAAAAAAAAAAAGAACAAAAACAAAAACAAAA
Messenger RNA from Cokeromyces recurvatus, 1483 nucleotides. RefSeq lists its product as uncharacterized. Gene Ontology annotation, molecular function: DNA-binding transcription factor activity, RNA polymerase II-specific; RNA polymerase II cis-regulatory region sequence-specific DNA binding; zinc ion binding. The record is from RefSeq and is a predicted model, not a curated record. The transcript has a single exon. Gene Ontology annotation, biological process: positive regulation of transcription by RNA polymerase II; negative regulation of transcription by RNA polymerase II. NCBI's taxonomy places the organism in Eukaryota, Fungi, Mucoromycota, Mucoromycetes, Mucorales, Mucoraceae. The coding region runs from base 168 to 1424 and encodes 418 amino acids.